AUGGCUCGUCGACCGAAAGGGUCGGCGCUGAUGCUGGCGGUAACGAUUGUUACGCUCAGCUUAGCGAGCUUAGUGAAUCGGUGUUCUGGCGCAACAGGCAGCAGCGGCGAACUCGACGAUCUCAACGCGGAAGAAACCAGAAACUAUAGGGAGUUGUUGAAUAUUCCGAAAUUCGGCGAUCGGUUAGCGCCCCGCAAUCGUCCCCACGUGGAGGAAAGCAAUGGCGGUUCCGCGAUCGCGACUGUCGUCGGCCAAUCGGGGGCCAGUGGGGGUACCAGUGGUGGAAAAUUCAGGCGACAACCCGGUCCCGGGAACGUUUAUCCCGGGGUGAGCUAUCGAAACACGGGGAGAUUGGGCGCGAGUGCUGUUGGUGGUAAUCAUGAGGCUCAGUUGCCCACACUGGUGAAUGAUCAAAUUAGCAAACGAAGUGAUGUGAUGGUAACGAGUAUUACCCAGAAUUUGGAGGAUUCAAAUACCAGCGGCAGUGAUUAUUCCGUGGAUGCCGAUGAACAGGACGAACCCGUAUCUGAGAGUGAGGACGAAGGGGAAGAGGAAGCAGGUGGCGAAGAUGAAGAAGAGCUUGAGGUAGAACAGAACAACUUUGCAUAUCCUAAGGAAGUGGUGCAAGGAAGAAGUGCUAAGAAUAGUGACGAGCGGCCUGUGCUGCUGGAAAGUGUUAGUAUUAAGGGUGACAGCUUGGCACCGCUGGUGGGCAAGCAGAAUGCUAGCAGCGGAAGUGGUGUGAAUGCAUCCGCGCAAGCCCAUCGACUAGAAAUGUCAACAGAAUUUUUCGUAGUGCCAUCGACAGCGUUUCCAGCAGUAACUCGAUCGACGACCGUGCGUCCUGGCGGUGUCAUUAUAGCGGCCCGUAAUCCAUCGGGCAACCACAACAGCCACAGUAAUGUCCACAAGCUGAAUGUUACACCUCCGACUAUCGUCGCGACCAAUUAUCCGAGCGGACUACGAAAAGAACCUUGGGUAGUACCGGUACUGGUACUAGCAUCGCUGUCGAUGAUCAUGAUGGCAGCCUUCGAAAUUUUUGUUCUCUGCAAGGCUUGGCGAACUUCACCCAGCCGGCGACAUUUGUUUCUCGGUCAAAUGCUGCUCCUUGGCCUAUUUUCCUGUUCUGGACUGGCUGCAGUUCUAACUGUCAAUCCAACAGUGCUUUCGUGCGCUACUAUGCGCUUCGGCGCAGGGGUCGCCUUCGCUCUCGUGUUCGCUUCCCUACUAGUGAAGUGUGUUUUCCUAAUCAGUCUCAACGGUGGAGUCUAUCUACCGGCACCGUAUCAGGGCCUACUGCUUCUUUUCGCGGUACUUAUCCAAGUAGCCGUAGGAGCCCAAUGGCUUUUGACCUCCCCACCGAGCGUUGAUCAAGUUCCGGUCCCAACCAGUGGCACGGCUAUCUCCAGCCGCUAUCAUCUGCUCCUGACAGCCGGAGACCUUAACAACGCAAACCCAACCAUCCCGCUCUGUCACACCUCCUUUUCCGAGCUACUCUUCUCCCUUAUCUACGUGGUAUUCCUGAUCAUAUUCGUCGCUAUCCUGGCGAUUAAAUCGCGCGGCAUUCGGGACAAUUAUCGCGAGGCAACGUACAUCGGUCUGGCCGUGGGUGGCAUCAUCCCGAUCUGGCUCGGGUGGACUCUGUGCGGGCUGGCCGUGGCCGAUCGGCACCGGGACGCGUGUCUCGCAUUCGGGCUGGUCGCGACCGCCUCGACGGUGUUUCUGGUGAUGUUUAUGCCCAAGGGUCGUCAGCUGGCGGCGAUGGGCAAGGAGGGCCUGUACGUGGAGGAUCGCGAGGAACGCUUCAGCUCGCUGAGCCGUGCCGGUUCCGGCUACUCGCCGUCCUUCUUUCACUUCAAACCGAUCAAGUACGGAGUGAUGGGAGCUUCGCCGACGCUGCAGACCAACAAUGGGACCGUGGUCGGGACGGCGACCAAUUCCAAGCAUCAGGCCGUCGCUACACUUGGUGGAGAUCGUGUUGCACUGGUUACGGCACCCCCGAGCUAUACGCCACGCAUGUAUCAUUACUUUCCAGCACACAUGACACAUCCCUUCUGUUACUAUCCCUCACUGGCGCCGCAACAGGCACGGUAUCCAGGUUUAUUCAUGCGUCCGGACGAGGCCAAUCUCUACACCACACUGGAGCAAACGAUGAGCAGCAAUCCGAACGUGUACUUCCAGCGGGGCGGUGGAGUCCAUCCCGGAAUGAUGUACUGAGAUAGGUGCAGUUGAAAUACGGACGACAAUAGUGAUUUCCAAACAACGAAGUUUCGACAAAACACGAAAAACCGCACGGAGACAGGCUGUAGGAAGUAGUCCGUGAGUUCAGCCGGAUACCGGAAAUGAGUGUGCCUAGGUGUGAUCGUGUAUCGUGUCGGAAAGUGGGAAAGUAUUUUGAGGAACCGAAGCCGACGCAAGCUUGGAUUUAGUGAAUAUUACCAGCUGCAAGAGACAGACGAAACAAGUGAUUUUAGGCGAUAAGAUUGAAGAGAAGGAAAGAGAUUCCGUUUCGUACUAAAUAGGAUAAUUAAGAGAGAAAUAAGUUUCAUAUUCAUCAGACGCAACAAACAGCAAUAUAAGUUUCCUGCUCAAAGGAAAUCCAUCUCCAGUAGAGUAGAACUUCUUUCACUUCAUUAGAUUUUAGUAAGUAUAACGUAAUUACUAGUGCAGAAAGAAUCCUAAUUUUGUUCGCUUUCUUAUAGAGUACUCGAGAAAAUGUGAUCUCUCCGCACAAUAAUUGAAGACAGCAGUGUUCAUAACCACUAACGUAGCCGAUACUAUUAAUGAGACCUACCACGAGGCAAUAAGUUAUACAUCGAAAGAGAAACUACAAAUUUAUAAACGUAAAACUUUUGAUGCAAAUUAAUGUCGAUAGAAUCUCAGAAGCAUUCGAGCAUUAGUUACAUUUGACAAUAAAAAAUCAGAUACUGUCACUUAGUAGAGAAAUAUAUGAUAGCAUAGAACUAUUAUUCACUACCAGAAUAGAAAUCUCCAACACUACAAUCGCAUCUCGUUCCUUUAUUCGUCCAAACGACUCGUUCGUGACAUGACGAAUAGAAAAAAAAAACAAUCGCUGAUAUACUUUAUUUUUAAACGAAGUUUAUUUUUAUAAUUUUAGAACAUCGCUAACAAUUAUACUCUUCAACGGAAGUAACAAAACCACGUUCAAAUGUAAAAUGAAACAAAAUGAAACUCUCUCUGUGAAUGAAUUUAAACACACGCGCACCACGAAUGUACGAUUAUGCGAUGUACACAUUUUGCAAAUCUUUGCGCUGACUAAGAAUUUGAAACGCUUAGCUAUACUACUGACUGACAGUUCGAAUCAAUCGGGUUUCCGCCUCUCCACGGGACCACCCCAUGAUGGACCGGCGGCCGAAACAGAUUGAUUCGGGUUAAGAGUUUUGAAUGGUAGAUUUAUUUUACACGUGUAAGUCUUCCUCUUCGUUUUCCUAGAGCGUCACUAUGAGGUAAUGAAAGCGUAGAUAAAUUUGAUUGUGCUGUCGGCGAUGUGCAAGUGGGCAGUAAUUAGUAGUUAGUAGUAGAUUGCUGUAAAUAAUAGUGCUAAAAUUUAGAGGAAAAUAAAUUUGGAGAUAUAUUUAAGAUUGAAUCUUGAAUGAGAA
This is a messenger RNA of Toxorhynchites rutilus septentrionalis, 3620 nucleotides long. RefSeq lists its product as uncharacterized. Gene Ontology annotation, molecular function: group II metabotropic glutamate receptor activity. Bases 1 to 2217 code for a protein of 738 amino acids. The transcript is spliced from 3 exons. Gene Ontology annotation, cellular component: membrane. Gene Ontology annotation, biological process: G protein-coupled glutamate receptor signaling pathway; regulation of synaptic transmission, glutamatergic. NCBI's taxonomy places the organism in Eukaryota, Metazoa, Arthropoda, Insecta, Diptera, Culicidae. The record is from RefSeq and is a predicted model, not a curated record.